AUGAGUGAACGAGCACCUCCUUCUCCGACUGCCUCUACAACAUCAUCACAGGCAGCAUCCUCGAACAAGGAUCAACAACCAACAUCGGCAAAAGAAGCAUCAAAAGCUGAAUUGAGAAAUACGAAGUUAAAAUUCAAACAGGAAGAAGCAGAAAAGAAAAAAGCAUUGGAAGUCAUUGAAAACUCACGAUUAUUCCGAAGUAGAAGAACAAUUAACAUCAUCAGAAGCAUUCCACAAAAUUGGAAGGAGCGAACAUGGAGACAAAAAUUAUAUCUUAUACUGGAGCAUCCACGAUCGUCGUAUGUUGCCAUGAUCGUUACCAUUAUAACGUCCUUACUAACGGUUAUUCAAACUUUAUGUUUGGUGCUGAGAUCAUUUCCAUUUUUCUUUCCUUUUGAAGUCAUGUGGCUCUCAAUUACUGGUUUUUUAUCCUUGUGCUUUAUGACUGAAUACUUUUUAAGAAUGGCAGCAUAUGUGAGAACUUGGGGAGAUUUUAGACAUUUCGUUAAAGCACCAGCUAAUUUAAUUGACGCUGCCAGUUUUGUACCAUUCUAUUUUGAUUUAAUAAUUUAUUUGAGUGACAGUAGCUCAUGGGUUAAUAUCAAUUUACAAGUAUUGACUGUAUUUAGAGUAUUGAAAUUAUUGAGGUUAAUCAAAUUGACAAGAUAUUCAGCAAAAUUCCAGUUACUGAUUGUUUCUUUGAGAAGAUCAUUGGAUAUGCUACUAUCUCUUGCUGUUCUUGUCUUUAUGGGUGCUUUGAUAUGUAGCACAUUGGUAUAUUAUGCAGAACGUGGAAAAUAUGAUCUCAAAUCUGGACAAUGGCUUCGACCAGAUGGAACAUCGUCACCCUUUUCUAAUAUUCUCGUUUGUAUGUGGUACAGUAUUGUUACAAUUGCCACAGUAGGAUAUGGUGACAUGGCUCCAAUUACGCCACUUGGAAGAAUUAUUGCCAUUUUCACAAUUUUGUCAGGUGUAAUUAUUGUUGCCUUACCCUCAAUGGUUGUUGGAGGCAUUUACAGCAAGUUGUUGGGAGAGUACGAACUAAUGGUGAGCAAGAGAAAGUUGGAAGGAGACAACAACAUUGAGGAUGAGGAAUUUGAUGUCAUUGACAAUUUGAUGAUGGCCAAUGGAGAUUCAUCAAACGAUACUAACAAUAACAAUGAGACAGAAUUAUUGACAUUUGAUGAACAUCCAAUUCAACAACAACCAGCUACAACAUCAUCCACAACGACAAAUUCAGAUACAACAGUUGUGGACUUUACAAGCAAUAGUGGUGGUACUUCAUUUCACAAUACUGCUCCUUUCCUCUCUUCAUUCAACCCGUUCAUUCAUGACACUCGUGAUUUAUCUAUUGCUGCAGUUAUGGACAGACAAGACAGUAUUAUCAAGUCAUGCGCCAAACAGCUGAACGAAAUGAAGAGAUUGGCUCAAGAGGUGAAGAACAAGAGAUCCCAAUAA
Messenger RNA from Naegleria lovaniensis, 1458 nucleotides. RefSeq lists its product as uncharacterized. Lineage: Eukaryota; Heterolobosea; Eutetramitea; Acrasida; Naegleriidae. The transcript has a single exon. Gene Ontology annotation, cellular component: membrane. Gene Ontology annotation, biological process: potassium ion transmembrane transport. The record is from RefSeq and is a predicted model, not a curated record. Gene Ontology annotation, molecular function: voltage-gated potassium channel activity. The coding region runs from base 1 to 1458 and encodes 485 amino acids.